This is a messenger RNA of Uranotaenia lowii, 5196 nucleotides long. RefSeq lists its product as uncharacterized. The transcript is spliced from 2 exons. NCBI's taxonomy places the organism in Eukaryota, Metazoa, Arthropoda, Insecta, Diptera, Culicidae. The record is from RefSeq and is a predicted model, not a curated record. The coding region runs from base 1 to 5196 and encodes 1731 amino acids. Gene Ontology annotation, biological process: DNA integration. Gene Ontology annotation, molecular function: nucleic acid binding.
AUGGCGGAGAAGAAGAUGAAGGCAAAGGAGCUGAAACGGAAAAACAUCCUGGAUUCCAUGCAGCGCAUCCAAGACUUCCUGACGAAUUACGAUGAGGAGCGAGACAUGAACGAGGUAGCGAUACGUCUGGCCCGACUUGAUAACCUGAUGGAAAAUUUUGAAGCGAUCCAAGGAGAAUACGAAACGUACGACGAUGAACCAGAAUUUGCUGCGGCCAAUGCGAAGGUAAGGGCAAGGGUGGAAGAGCAGUACUUUAGGGUAAAAGGUGGUCUCGUUAGCAAGGUUCCUCCCCUUCCUCCAAUCUCAACCAAUCCAUUAAACCAGCAAGGUGCUCCAGCAAUUGCUCAUGUAACCGGUGUGAAACUCCCCACUAUCGAAUUGCCUAAAUUUGACGGUGAUCUGAAUGAAUGGUUAACGUUUCGCGAUUCCUUUUCAUCACUGAUUCACUCGUCGCCAGAAAUCCCAUGCAUCCAAAAGUUUCAGUACCUCCGAUCCGCCUUGCGAGGUGACGCUUUAAAACUGAUUGAAUCCUUAAACAUCACAGCAAACAACUACGCGGUAGCUUGGGAAGCACUCCUCAACCGCUACUCCAACACAUACUUAUUAAAAAAGAAACACUUGCAAGCUCUAAUUGUCCACUCGAAGGUCUCGGGAAAAUCCGCUGCUGGUUUACGUGCUGUUGUAGAGGAUUUCCAAAGGCUUGUCAAAAUACUCAACCAACUAAAUGAACCAACCGCGCAUUGGGGCAGUCUCUUGGUUCAACUACUGUGCUCUCGAAUCGACGAUUACACCCUGAAGGAAUGGGAAGAAUUUGUCUCUGCUAAUCACGAACCAACGUAUGAAAGCCUCAUCGAAGUACUAACCCGUAAAAUCCGGACUUUAGAAUCCCUUCACAUAUCGGCUGAGCAGUCCACUUCUUCUUUCCAAGCAAAGCACAAUCUCCCUGUCAGGCAACCUAAACCCCAAAAUCCUACAUCGUCGAAAAUCAACUCCUAUACUGCAGUGGAACGGUACCAACCUGAAUGCCUAGCUUGCCGCGAUUAUCAUCCUUUGGUGAGAUGUCCGGUGUUUGAAAAGAUGCAGCUUAAAGAUCGAUUGAACCUAGUAAACACGAAGCGGAUUUGUAGCAACUGCUUCAGGGGCAACCACUUCGCCCGGAAUUGUCAAUCCAACUUCUCCUGCAAGCAUUGUCAAAAACGCCACCACUCUUUAUUGCAUCCCGGGUUUGAUGCACCAGUAUCGGACAACAAUCCAAAUUCCAGUGGUCCACAAAUCCGAACAACCCAGAAUCCUCCGAAAUCCAAUGAAUCCUCCACAGUGGUUACAGCAACAAAUCCUGAAGUGAUCUCGUCAAACUCCGCCACAGAAUCCCGUGGCAUGAACGUUUUCUUAUCGACCGUCAUCAUCAAGGUGCUAGAUGGAUAUGGAAAUGAACAUCUGGCCCGAGCUCUGCUAGACAGUGGAUCACAAAGCAGUCUCAUGAGUGACCGCCUUUGUCAGAAACUAAGAUUGCUUCGUCAUCGUAUUGACCAACCCAUCCUCGGUAUUGGUGAAUCUCCCAUUCGAGCAGUUUGCUCCGUGACCACCGAAGUGAGAUCGAGAGUUGAUGACUUCUCUAUUCCCCUGAAUUGUUUGGUGCUCAAAAAGCUGACUGCUGAUCUACCUGCUGUAACCAUUACCACUGCAAACUGGCAGAUACCGAACGAUAUCACACUUGCUGAUCCCGAGUACAACGUCUCACGAAAGGUAGACCUCAUAAUAGGUGCCGAACACUUUUAUGCAAUCCUCCAGGGUGGCCGGUUGCAAAUUGGCCCACACGCCCUGGCCUUAGUGGAAAGUAGGUUCGGUUGGCUUGUUUCAGGAGCAGUGCCUUUUGAUCCCAUACCCCAAGCUCUGGUUUAUUGUCCGUCUAUUUUGGAAACCCUCAACGAGAACCUCGAAAAAUUCUGGAAAAUAGACGAAUUUGAAAAUUCUAAACCCACCCUUUCACCCAACGAUCAAUAUUGUGAGGACUUCUUCAAGGAAACGGUAAGCCGCGAUUCCACUGGUCGAUACUCCGUAAAAUAUCCAAAAAAAAAUGAUUUUGAAUCAAUGAUAGGCGAGUCUUACUCCAAUGCCAAGGCCCGUCUCAUCAGCUUGGAAAGAAAAUUGGACAAAAAUCCCAUCCUUAAAGAAAGGUAUCAUACCUUUAUGGCCGAAUUCAUCCAACUGGGACACAUGCGAGAGGUACCUGUAGACGACCCAGAACCCACUGUCGUAUGCUAUCUUCCUCACCAUGCCGUGUUGAAAGAAUCCAGCACCACUACGAAGGUACGCAGUGUUUACAACGCUUCGGCAAAAACAAGCACUGGAUUCUCUCUCAACGAUUCGCUCCGAGUAGGCCCUGUCAUCCAAGAUGAGCUAUUUGACAUCUUACUCCGCUUUCGCAAAAAUUUGGUGGUAUUGUUGGCUGACAUAGAGAAGAUGUAUAGGCAAAUCGUUCUUCACCCCGAUGACCGACCCCUUCUGCGUUUGUUGUGGAGGUUCAACCCGAACGACCCGAUUACGAAAUAUGAGAUGACAACAGUAACAUACGGUUUGGGCCCAUCCUCGUUCUUGGCUACCCGCACACUUCAUCAACUUGCGGAUGAUGAAGGUGCUUCUUUUCCUCUUGCCGCAGCCUCUGUGAAGCAAGAUUUUUACAUGGAUGAUUUUGUACGGAGUGAAGAAACCAUAUCUACAGCAAUCCAACUGCGUAAGGAGAUGGACGAACUGAUGAGCCGUGGAGGAUUUUCCUUGAGGAAAUGGUGCUCUAAUUUUCCUGAAGUUUUGGAAGGAGUGCCACCAGAAAACCUAGCCCAUCCUAGCACUGAAAACCCCGAACCUGGAGAGGUGGUAAAAGUCUUGGGAAUUUCCUGGGAGCCCGAGCAUGGUUUAUUUUGUUUCAAAUUUGCCCCAUUUUCAACCGACGGAAAGAUUACCAAGAAUCGAAUUCUUUCCGUUAUUGCCCAAGUUUAUGACCCCUUGGGAUUAAUUGCCCCCGUCGUUGUACGUGCGAAAAUAUUUAUCCAACAACUUUGGUUGAUGUCCAUCGAAUGGAAUGAGGAAGUCCCAAAUCAAAUCCGAACUAAGUGGGAAGAUUUUGUAAAGGACUUGUCAUCACUAGCUGAGUUUCGGAUCUCACGGUUUGCCUUUGACAGAGGGGAGGUGCAGCUACAUUGUUUCACGGACGCCUCCGAAUCAGCCUAUGGAGCCUGCAUCUACGCUCGGACGGAGAAGGCCAACGGGGAGGUGAAGGUGGUACUACUAGCGGCGAAAUCCCGAGUAGCACCGCUUCAGAGACGCAGCAUCCCGAGACUAGAAUUAUGCGCUGCUCAGCUAGGCGCUCGCUUAUCGACGAGAGUUGUUGACACACUGGACCUGAAAUCUACACCCAUCUACUACUGGACCGAUUCGAUGGUGCAUGUACCCGGAGUAAACAACCCAGCCGACGUCGUCUCCAGAGGCUUAACUGUGCACCAGCUUCUGAACUGCAAACUAUGGACCGAUGGACCCGAUUCGUUGGGAAGGGGAGACGAAAAUUGGCCGAAGUUGGAGAUCCCGAGAACCACUAAUAUUGAUGGAGACACUGAGCGCAAAACCACCACCUUGCUAAUCCAAAAUCCACCACCACCCCACCCUUUGUUUACUCGAUCAUUCUCGUACAAUCGUUUGCUCCGUACGACUGCUUAUUGUUUGCGAGUUUCUCGGAAGGCGAGAAAAGAACUCAUAGAAUCCACUUUAAUCCUCACUCCCACUGAACUCGAAUCUGCCAGAGACUGCCUGGUAAAAUUAGUUCAAACAGAAUGUUACCACACCGAAUUGAGCUUUUUACGAAAAGGGAAACCGGUACCCAAAAAAUCCGCACUGCGUUUGUUAAAUCCUUUUGUUGAUGCUUCGGGAAUAAUCCGAGUCGGUGGCCGGCUCAAAUUAUCCUUGGAAACCUUUAGCACCAAACACCAAAUCCUGCUCCCCGGAUUUCACCGUUUCACCCGAAUGCUUUUGUUGUUAUUUCACAACAAAUUGGUUCACGGGGGAAUAGCGCUUACGCUUGGUGUAGUGCGCAAUGAAUAUUGGCCUACAAAUGGGAGAAGAGCUGUGCGCAGCGUAAUUCGAACCUGUUUUCGUUGUACUCGAGCAAACCCUAAGCCUCUCAAGCAACCAAUUGGCCAAAUACUCCUUGCCCGAGUUACCCCAAGUCGUCCCUUCGCAUCAACUCGCAUUGACUAUUGUGGCCCGGUGUUUGUUAAGUCCCCGAACCGUAAAUCUGCUCCCACCAAAGCCUAUAUUGCCCUAUUUGUCUGCUUUAGCACAAAAGCAGUUCACAUUGAGCUUGUGGGGGACCUAUCCACAGCCUCAUUUCUCUCUGCUCUACAACGUUUCGUGGCCAGACGUGGCAAACCUCAAUACAUCUACUCCGACAAUGCCACAAAUUUUGUUGGAGCUCGAAACGAGCUACACGCUCUCUACGAAAUGUUCUCAAGCCCCAAGGAAACCGAUCGUAUCGCUACCGCUCUCACAACCGAGGGCAUACAAUGGAAGAUGAUCCCCCCGCGUGCACCCAACUUUGGCGGCCUGUGGGAAGCCGCCGUGAAGGUUGCGAAAAAACAUUUGGUUCGUCAGUUAGGCAGCACCUCUCUUCUGUACGAGGACCUAGUGACGAUUUUGUCCCAGAUCGAGGGAGCAAUGAACUCGAGACCGUUGGCCCCUUUGUCUGAAGACCCCAACGAUUUCGAAGCCAUCACUCCAAGCCACUUUUUGAUUGGCUCUCAACUGCAAGCCCUUCCACAUCCCGACCUAAAGGACGUUCCUGAGAACCGGCUGAAGAAUCGCUAUCAGGUUAUCCAACAAAAGCAGCAGCUAUUUUGGUACCACUGGCAGACAGAGUACCUCAAAGAGCUGCAACGGCAAUCUACUACCAACCCGCAGGAAGUGAAUCUCAAAAUCGGCCAGGUGAUGAUUCUUCAAGAUGACCUGUUACCCCCCGUGCGCUGGCCUCUCGUGCGCAUCAUGGAACUACAUCCUGGAGCUGACGGUGUGACACGGGUGGUUACCAUCCGCACUCCCACUGGUGCUAUCUUCAAGCGUGCUGUGGUCAAGCUGUGUCCGUUACCUACGAUGGACGAGGAGGAGUCAUCGACAGCCGCCCCCGCACCAGGUGAAAUCAAUGUUGACUGA